Molecule: messenger RNA, 1403 nt
Organism: Loxodonta africana (African savanna elephant)
Lineage: Eukaryota; Metazoa; Chordata; Mammalia; Proboscidea; Elephantidae
Product: protein FRA10AC1
Exons: 15
Coding region: 135-1097 (320 amino acids)
Source: RefSeq, a predicted model, not a curated record
GUGAUGCACGCGUCCUAGCCGGGCCGGAAGCGGCGCCCUGUCGGACCCGUAGGGAGAGUGACAGAUUCUGGAGACAGCCAGCGUCUCCCUUCUCGAUUUUUUCUCGGUCCUUGACAGUUGAUUCCUAGACUGAAAUGCAUGGUCAUGGAGGAUAUGACUCUGAUUUUAGUGAUGAGGAACAGUGUGGAGAAUCCAGCAAAAGGAAAAAAAGGAAAGUUGAAGAUGACUUACUGCUCAAAAAGCCUUUUCAGAAAGAAAAACAUGGAAAAGUGGCACAUAAACAAGUUGCAGCUGAACUGCUGGAUAGGGAAGAAGCAAGAAGUAGAAGGUUUCAUCUCAUAGCUAUGGACGCUUAUCAAAGGCAUACAAAGUUUGUAAAUGAUUAUAUUUUGUACUAUGGUGGCAAAAAGGAGGACUUCAGGCGUUUGGGGGAAAAUGACAAAACAGACUUGGAUAUCAUACGAGAAAAUCAUAGAUUCCUAUGGAAUGAGGAGGAUGAAAUGGACAUGACUUGGGAGAAGAGGCUUGCAAAGAAAUACUAUGAUAAAUUAUUCAAGGAAUACUGCAUAGGAGAUCUCAGUAGAUACAAGGAAAAUAAGUUUGGAUUUAGAUGGAGAGUAGAAAAAGAAGUCAUUUCAGGAAAAGGUCAGUUUUUCUGUGGAAAUAAAUGUUGUGAUGUAAAAGAAGGCUUAAAGAGUUGGGAAGUUAAUUUUGGUUAUAUUGAGCAUGGUGAAAAGAGAAAUGCACUUGUUAAAUUAAGUAAGUUGAUGUUAGGGUUAUGCCAAGAAUGUUCCUGUAAAUUAAAUUUUCACCACAGGAAAAAAGAAGUCAAGUUAAAAAACAGAAAGGGUAAAACCAAAAAAGAUUGUGAAGAGUCAUCCCAUAAAACAUCCAGAUUAUCUCCUGAUGAAGAACCCUCCAAAAACAAGGACAGAGGACAUUCAUCCUCCAAGGAGUCAGGAGAUUCUGUAAAUAGAAACUCUGAUGAAGAAGAAGGUGCUUCAGAAUCUGAACUUUGGAAGGGCCCACUCCCAGAGACAGAUGAAAAAUCACAGGAAGAAGAAUUUGAUGAGUAUUUUCAAGAUUUGUUUUUGUGAGACAAAAAAGAGAAGCCUUCAUUCCUUAAUGUUCAAACUCUUUACCAAGUUUUAUCUACAAGUCCCAGGUUGAAUGGUUUAUCUUUGUAAAUAACCAUCCAGCUACUCUAAGGAUGUCAGAUGCUUGGGAAGCGCGUUAGUUCUGUCAGAGACAGAUUAUGGCAUAGUGUCCUGGCCUCACAUCCGUGAAGCAGCUUCAGAGCACCAAGUCACUUAAAAAACCAACACAUAAUUUUCAAAGUACCGUUUUCUUCAGUAACAGAAUGUUGCCAAAUAUUGUUAAGAAAUAUAGGAUGUAUCUUUAAA